Molecule: messenger RNA, 774 nt
Organism: Annulohypoxylon maeteangense
Lineage: Eukaryota; Fungi; Ascomycota; Sordariomycetes; Xylariales; Hypoxylaceae
Product: catalytic protein
Exons: 2
Coding region: 1-774 (257 amino acids)
Source: RefSeq, a predicted model, not a curated record
AUGGGUUCACCCACGGAAUCUCCUACCAUUGUCAUGGUCCAGGGGUCUUUUCAACUGCCAGACGCAUACUAUAAACUAGACGAUGCCCUCAGAGCUCUCGGCUAUCCUGUUAUUCACCCACCCUUGCCAAGUCUGACUGACCAGGAGCAGCCGGACUUUUCCACUAAAUCUUUGACUGACGAUGCACUUGCCAUUCGAUCCGAGGUCCAGCGCCUCGUGGAACAAGGGAAAAAGGUGUUUGUUGUGAUGCACUCGUAUGGCGGGCUCGUGGGAACCGAAGCCGUGACCAGAGACCUGUCUUUCGAUGAACGACGACCUGCUGGCCUUGCUGGCGGCGUUGUACACUUGUUCUACUUUGCUGCAUUCAUCCUCCCUACGGGCCAGUCGGUGCUAGAAGUGUUUGGCGAAUCCCCAAACAAUGACGUCAAGCCAGAUGGCCGAUAUACGAUAAAGAACGCGGCUAACAUACUCUACCACGACCUUCCUGACGCCGAGGCACAAGAGUGGGAAUCGAAGAUCAUCGACCAGUCUUACGCAGCACAGAAAACCAAGAUGACCAACGACGCUUUUGGCUUUGUCAAGUCCACUUACGUUGUCUGCGAAAACGACCGUGGUGCGCCCCCAAUGUAUCAGGAGAAAUUUGGCGAGAUGGCGGGAUCUAAGAUCCAGAAGAUCAGCUCCGGUCACUCGCCUAUGCUAAGCCAUACGGCAGAGCUGACGAGAAUGAUAGAUCAAGUGGUGAAAUCUGUUAUCGAAACAGGAGCUCAGGUCUGA